Molecule: messenger RNA, 1786 nt
Organism: Parasteatoda tepidariorum (common house spider)
Lineage: Eukaryota; Metazoa; Arthropoda; Arachnida; Araneae; Theridiidae
Product: caveolin-3
Biological process (GO): caveola assembly
Cellular component (GO): caveola
Molecular function (GO): molecular adaptor activity
Source: RefSeq, a predicted model, not a curated record
UCGGCAAAGAAAGGAAAAUGUCACGAACAUGGAGUUUCAGACAUAGAAUAUUAGAAAAUCGUUUGCUAUAAGAAAGGAAAACGAUUUUUUUUCGUUGUUUAUAAUUGGGUGAUACUUUUGACAGUGACGAAUUGCUAAUCUGAAAACGAUAUUUGGAGGCCACAAAACGGCAGCAUCAACAAUUUUCGGUGGUGGUGAGGCUCGUAAGGCCGUCCCCACUAUUAUCAUGGAUGGUGUCAACAGAGAUCCCAAUAGCCUCUCCGAAUAUUUACAGCAAUUGCGGGAUGACCUGCGGAUGGUGGAUGUUCCCAUAAAGCAGCUGAAACGGAUGGAAUCGCCUCCUCCAACACCCAUUCCCUCUGGACCUUACCUAACCACCGUGGAAUUCGAUGACGUCAUAGCAGAGCCGGAGGGCACAUACUCGCCAAGUUGCGUGUGGAGAAACGCCAAAUACAUUUUCUCUUGUUCUAAGAACUGCUGCUACCGAACCCUGUCCUUAGUGUGUGCUUUACCCAUAGCUCUAAUUGUCGGAUGUAGUUUCGCAUGCAUAACAUUUCAACACGUAUGGUGCAUAGCCCCAGCACUACGACAAUUCAACAUAAAUUGUCACGCAGUUCGUAUGUUUUUAAGGACAGCAUUGGACGCAUGUUUAGGACCCUGUUGUACAACGUUAGGUCUUGUACUGAGUAAAAUUAGGAUAAGCCAACAUACAGAUAAUACACGACAUGUAUGACACCAACGUGCAGAAUUGCUUUAUACUAAUAUCUCAAUGUAUAUUGGAUUUGUUGAAACUCAGAUUGAAAAAGAUUAUGACUCAGAUUCGGAAGAAGGACAUGUUGAUGGAUAUAACGCCAAAAGUCAUAAAACAUGACGCACAAUUUCUCCUCAUUUAUUGCUUGAUUGUGAAAAAGUAAACUAUUUCUUAUUGAAAUGUCAUACUCAUAAUCAUAAUUUAUUAUUACUGUUAUUUCACAAAUGUUAAGUGCAUAUUAUCUAUUUUCAAAUUAUUAAGACUUGUUACCUAUGUUUUGCUUAAUGGUCUUCAUAAUUCUUUUUUAUCAUGGCAUUCCUAUGUGUUCUUACUAAUUCUUGCUGUGCGAUGGAAAGCAACAUAACUUUCUUUUUCGCAACUGUUUUAGGUGUCAUUAUGUGUCAAAGUUGAUUAAUUCGUAUAACAAGUAUAAAUAUAAUAUUAUAAAGGACAUAUUUCUAUUGAAAAAGCAGAAUAAAUAUGCCAAACAAGCCACCUACACACGUGACAAAGGAAUCAACAUUUAGUGACCUAAGUGAUUUAAGCGCCAACUGAGAGAACAAAUACGAGAGAGAGACAAAAAUUUUGAGAAAAAGAGAGAAAAAAUGACAAGAGGGAGAACAAAUAAGGUUGACUAAUUUAAUGAAUUCAAUUAAAGAAAAAAUUUUGAAACGAAUAUAAUUAUCUUGAGAAAUUUAAAAAUAAUGUAAAAAAAAAUCUAAAAGAAAUUGUUUCUCGUCAGUUAAACUAAAACAAUACCUACACAGUUAAAAUAUUUACUCGAAAAUAAAAACUGUACUUAAUUUUCUUGUUUUUUCUAAUCAAAUCAGCUCCCGUAACUCUGGGCGUUUUAUUAUUGAUUCGUCUUCGUAAACUCUCUCUAACCUUAUUAUAUAAAUCAUCAAUAAUUGUUAUUCACUUCCUAUAGUCAUUUCUAUGUAAAUUUAAUGCACAUAUGUUGUUUUAUGUAUUUAUAUACCUAAAAGUAUCAAUUUUGAUUUUUAUAUGAAAUCUGUAAUAAAAUAUGUGAUUAAA